Molecule: messenger RNA, 377 nt
Organism: Staurois parvus
Lineage: Eukaryota; Metazoa; Chordata; Amphibia; Anura; Ranidae
Source: the annotation of a GenBank genome assembly
UCCCUCGGACACAGCGGAUCACCGAUCCAUGGAAAGAGCAGAAGAUGUUGGCUCGGUCAUGUGAUCAGCUGUGUCCAAUCACAGCUGAUCACUGAUCAUCAGGGCACUGAUAAUCAGUGUGGCCCCAGAAGUGCCACCUGUCAGUGUCCAUCAGUGCCACCUGUCAGUAUCCAUCAGUGCCAGCUGUCAGUGCUGAACAGUGCCACCUGCCAGUGCCCAUCAGUGCCACAUCAAUGCCACAUAUCAGUGCCUACCAGUGCACAUCAAUGCCACAUAUCAGUGCCCAUCUGAGCUGCCUUCCAGUGUCACCCAUCAGUGUCAGUCAGUGCCACCUAUCAAUGCCAAUCAGUGCCACCUAUCAGUGCUGCCAAUCAGUG